AGUGGCGGUGCGGCCGGCCGAAAAGGAGACGACCACCAACACCAACUGGGAGUGGAAGUGGAGGCCUGCUUGCUUUCGGUGGGGAGCCGGAGAGCGAGUCUCCCCCUUUCGGUGCCGCUGUCGGGGUUCUAAUUCGGCCCCGCUCUGCUCCGGCGGCGGGGUUUAAUUCGGCGACGGCAGCGGCCUGUGGUGGCGGGGGAAGAGCAAGGAGAUGGUGGCGGCGGCGCCGUGCGCCACGCGGAGGUCGUUCAGGGACUCGCUCAAGGUGCUGGAGGCGGACAUCCAGCACGCCAACACGCUGGCGUCCGAGUGCUCGCGGGACUACGACGGGGCGUGCGUGCAGAUGCGCAUGUCCUACAGCCCCGCCGCGCGCCUCUUCCUCUUCCUCCUGCAGUGGACCGACUGCAGCCUCGCCGGCGCCCUCGGCCUCCUCAGGAUCCUCAUCUACAAGGUCUAUGUGGACGGCACAACCACCAUGUCCACCCACGAAAGGAAGGCCAGCAUCAGGGAAUUCUACGCUGUGAUAUUCCCCUCCCUCAUGCAACUGGAGCACGGGAUAAGCGACUCCGACGACCGGAGGCAGAGGGCGGCGUGCUCAGAGCGAUACAGGAGGAGAGACGAGCCAGAGGACAGCAAGAGGCCGGUCUCCGAGAUCGACGCCGAGAUAGAGGAGGAGUGCGGGAUCUGCAUGGAGCUCAACAGCAGGGUCGUGCUGCCCAACUGCAGCCAUGACAUGUGCAUCAAGUGCUACCGUCAAUGGCGCUCGAGAUCUCAAUCAUGCCCCUUCUGCCGAGACAGCCUCAAGAGAGUAAACUCCGGCGAUCUAUGGAUGCUCACCGACCAGCGCGACGUCGUCGACAUGGCGACGGUGACGAGGGAGAACAUCAGGCGCCUCUUCACGUACAUCGAGAAGCUGCCUCUCGUCACGCUGGACAACAUCUUCGAUGCCUAUGAUUCCCAUAGGAUGUUCCUUGUCCUAGGAUGUGGCUGACCAUGGAUGGAGCAGCCUGACAGAGAGACCCUGUGUGAGCACCCUAGGGUCCUCAGGUUUUGUAAAUACAUGUACAGAUUUACAGUUUGCAUGGAAAUGUUCAGGGAAAGUCAGAAUAACAAUAUGUUAUGGAGUAGAGUAAUGCCUGUACAUAUUUGUAAUCUGGAUGGGAACAGACAUAUGGUGCAUGAACUACCUCCGUUCCGAAAUAUAGGAUGCUUUGGAUAUUUCAAA
Triticum dicoccoides is the source of this 1225-nucleotide messenger RNA. RefSeq names its product E3 ubiquitin-protein ligase AIRP2-like. Lineage: Eukaryota; Viridiplantae; Streptophyta; Magnoliopsida; Poales; Poaceae. The coding region runs from base 212 to 991 and encodes 259 amino acids. Gene Ontology annotation, molecular function: ubiquitin protein ligase activity. Gene Ontology annotation, biological process: protein ubiquitination. The transcript is spliced from 6 exons. The record is from RefSeq and is a predicted model, not a curated record.